Zingiber officinale is the source of this 1762-nucleotide messenger RNA. Its product is annotated as transcription factor CYCLOIDEA-like. The transcript has a single exon. Lineage: Eukaryota; Viridiplantae; Streptophyta; Magnoliopsida; Zingiberales; Zingiberaceae. Gene Ontology annotation, cellular component: nucleus. Bases 452 to 1459 code for a protein of 335 amino acids. Gene Ontology annotation, molecular function: DNA-binding transcription factor activity; sequence-specific DNA binding. The record is from RefSeq and is a predicted model, not a curated record. Gene Ontology annotation, biological process: regulation of secondary shoot formation.
GGGAGACCAUCAAUGCUGCUUUUCUCUCCAUUGUCAAGUCCACUUCUCCACGCUCCUAUCCCCCCUUCCUUUCUUCCUCCCAGCCUCCCUCCUACCCUAGAGGUGUGAUGGAUACGAUCUCCUCCGUGCUCGAGUUGAGGAAGAUCUCGCCGAAUCCAUUUCACUGCACAUAAAGCAGCAAGUGGGUUGUUGAAUUAAGAGGGAGGAGGCCAAGGGAGAAGAUGAAACGACAGAACCGGAACUGUGCAGAUUUCGUUUGCUUGAGGUAGCUAGCUCCUCUUUCACGCAAAGGUAACUCCCUCGACUGUACGUACGCCUUCAUCCCCUUCAUCCACGUAGGUUGCGAGAUGGGUUACAGUCCAUAGAUCUCUGUGUCUCUUCCACGCCAUUAUCCAAUUAUCCGUCGUCCAAGUCUUUACCAUCUACUUAAGGGGAGAGAGAGGGGGGGAAUAUGCUACCGUUUCCCGAUUAUCAAGAUCAUAUCUUUGCCAAACCUUUCGCCGAGCAGCUUCAGGCUUACCCUAAUCAGCUCGUCGCGGAUGCGAGCUAUUCCUGGUUCGCUCCCCCUCCGCCAAUUUUGUGCCCGGAUGACCUCCUCCUCUUCCCCUCUGCUUCUUCGCUGGAUGCUUUUGUGAGCAGUACUACGGCGGCAGCGGCGGUUCCGUUGGUACUACCGGCGGCGGCGGCGCCGGCAGUGACGUCGACGCGGGGGAGCGAGGAGAAGAGUUCCUCUUGCGUCGGCCGGAGGCUGAGGAGGAAGGACCGGCACAGUAAGAUAGUCACGGCGAGGGGGCCGAGGGACCGGCGGAUGCGGCUGUCGAUCGAGGUGGCGGGAAAGUUCUUCCAGCUGCAGGAUAUGCUGGGGUUCGACAAGGCCAGCAAGACGGUGCAAUGGCUGCUCACGAUGUCCGCCUCCGCGAUAAGGGACCUCGCCGCCGCGGUCGCCACUUCCGUCGUCCAAAGCCCCUACAGCACCGAAUCCUCCACUCUGGCCUGCGAGGAUUACCAGUACUCCUCUCACGGUCCCAAGGGCAAGACGACGACGACGACGACGACGACCAACGACGAGGCGCUCACUGACGACCGCGAAGCGUCCAAGUCAAAGAAGAAGCACAAGACGGAAACCGCCUCCAGGAAGAAGACGGAGUUCCACUCGGCGACCGCGAGGCAGUCGAGGGCGAAGGCGAGGGAGAGAGCGAAAGGGAGGGCGAUGGAGAAACAACGGCUCAUGUCUUCUUUCUCGGACGCCAUGAAGAUCAAGGAGGAAACGAAGUCUGCGCAGGCGAUAGAGAGAAGCUGUCAUCUGAUCACGACGACGGCAGCCGGUGGUCCGGUAGCCAUGCCGUUGUACGGAAAUAACCAACUGGAGCCCGGAGGAGCGGCAGCAAUAAUCCUCAAAGCUGCCGGCGUCUUCCAACAGCCAACGUGGGACAUGGAAGCCAUCUCCUACUCCAGGUAAUUCUACUGCCAAUUAAUUUGUGCAAAUUGGUGUAACAAUAAAUGCAAACCUCCUAUCGAGUUCUUCAAACUUUCCCUUAAUUGUUCGUUCGUCUUUUGCUUUCAUGUUGUGCUCGUGUGCUUUCUGUAAUUAAAAACCAAUCUUAAUUAUGAUCCUCCUUCUCGAUUGAGGCACGUACCUUUUUUAUUCCCAGUUAAACGCGACUUAAUUUGAAUCAUCCUUAACCACACUUGAUCGUUGUGGUGAGCAAAAGCUUUGUGUUUGUGCCUAAUGUAUGAUAUCUGACAUACUUCUUUUCGAAUA